Messenger RNA from Spea bombifrons (plains spadefoot toad), 639 nucleotides. RefSeq names its product cyclin-dependent kinase 5 activator 1-like. The transcript has a single exon. Gene Ontology annotation, cellular component: cytoplasm; protein kinase 5 complex. Gene Ontology annotation, molecular function: protein kinase binding; cyclin-dependent protein serine/threonine kinase activator activity. Bases 1 to 639 code for a protein of 212 amino acids. Lineage: Eukaryota; Metazoa; Chordata; Amphibia; Anura; Pelobatidae. The record is from RefSeq and is a predicted model, not a curated record. Gene Ontology annotation, biological process: brain development; positive regulation of cyclin-dependent protein serine/threonine kinase activity; activation of protein kinase activity.
AUGGCUUCCCAGAACAGUAAGGGCAGAACACUCAAGAGGCUGUAUUCAUUCAUCUCAGACGUGCCCUUGAAGCUGUUUGCAGGUGUCUUGUUCAAGAAGCGGCGACAAGAAGGUGAACCUGAUAGCAGCUCCCAGAGAAACACCUCCGAUCCCGAAAAUGUGCCAUCUUACUCGGAAGUGGAGCCGGCUUCUGCCAGCCAAGCGCUAAAGUGGUUUAGCAAAUUUGUCUGCCACAGGUGUUUUAGAAUAACAUCUCUUAAACCCUCGGACCCUGUGCGUUGGCUGCAAAACGUGGACAGAGCCCUCUUUCUCCACAAAUGUCAGGACGCACCAUUCCUGACACUGCCAAACGUGGUCUUCCUCUACUUGGUGUGUAGAGAUGUUAUAUCUUCGGACCUGGUCAGCAAGAUGGAGUUGAAGGCAGCGUUGAUGACUUGUCUCUACGUCUCCUGUUCCUAUGUUGGCCCUGAGAUAACAUACCCGGCCAAAUUCUUCCGGGUGGACAGCUGGACGGACGAUUUCUGGAACCGCUGCCUUACGGUUAUUGGAGCAAUGAGUGAGAAAAUGCUGCUCAUCAACACUGACCCAGAAUAUUUUGCUCAGACCCUGGAACAUCUGAAGGCUGAAGGUGGAAGGUGA